Molecule: messenger RNA, 1392 nt
Organism: Fusarium sp. VM40
Lineage: Eukaryota; Fungi; Ascomycota; Sordariomycetes; Hypocreales; Nectriaceae
Source: the annotation of a GenBank genome assembly
AUGACUUCAAUUGCUUCCUCCGAUGCAGGGCCCUCGACAGUUGAACCGCUGUCGGAGCGCAACGUCUCACGAAUACCGCUCAUUCUGCCUCACGAGCGCGUGUUUCCCAUUCAGAUCGGCAGCGAGUUAUUCAAGCUCUCGGGAGCUUCGUUGUCCUCUGACGCACCCUCCUACUUCUCGCAGUACUUUGUUUGCCAAUUGGAGUCGGUGAAAGAACGAGGCGAUGAGUCGAGCUCAUCCCUUCGAACGCUCUAUAUCGAUCGCGACCCUGUCAUCUUUCGCGACAUCUCUCUGCAUCUCCAAGGAUACCAUGUCCAGCCCCGCGAUGGCGAGCACUUUGUGCGACUCUUUUCAGAUGCACAGUUCUAUAGCUUACCCAAAUUGAUCUCCCAGCUGUAUGAGGAGAGUAUAUUCAUUUCCAUUGGGCACCGCGAGUUCCAGAUCCCCCGCGAAAUCUUCAAAGACCCGGGUAAUUCUCCCAAUUACUUCUCCCUCGGCUUCGCAGCUUUUUUCUCUCGCCCCGACGAUCUCUUCCCCGGCCUUGAUCGCGAAGGCCUCAUCCGCCCACCCUCAAUCCUACCUCCGUCGGUUCCGAAGCGCAGCGCCGACACGUUCGCUGAGCUCCUCCAUUUUUUGCGCGGGUAUCCUAUUCGCAUACGCGACGAGACACACCGCCAGGAUCUACUCAGCGAUGCGCGAUACUUCCACUUCAAGGGCCUCGAGCAGCGCCUCAUUCCGCAUUCUUUGAGUUACAAUCAAGCGACAAGACGGGACGAGAUGGUACUUAGGCUUGAGAAUAUUCAGAAGAGCGGUAUUAGCGUUUUCAUAAGUAACCAUGACCCGUUAUCAGGCUUCGUGCAAUAUGCCCGACCGUAUGUGGACGAGAAGCCUGCUGAGCUUGUUCUUGAGAUUGGCGGUGAGACGACAAAGAUUCAUUUCUCGGGGGGUAAUUCCAAGGCCGAGUUCUUCAGAGACACCAAAGCCCGUGUCGCAAAGUUGUUUGAACUCGUAUCGUCAAAGUUGAACUUCUCUCAAACGAACCAGUCGCAGAGCCAACCAACAAAUCUUGUAAACUCCCUGCUGAGGGAAGAUCUUGUCCGUGUAGCCCUUGAGCCUGAGUCUGCCAUUAUUCUCGAUGGCAAGGACUAUCUUGAGGAUUUUAUCAACGCUGCUGCUUCAGAAUCUUCUGGAAACGAAUACCCACGAAAGCGAAAGCGAGUGGAUGGUGACUCCGAGGAUGAGGAAUGGAUUAUCAAAACAGGACAGUGGAGGUUGCGCAUCCAGAAUGCGCCAAAUGGUAAGGGCGUUGAGUGUAUACUGGUGGCGGCCAAGCUCGAUGCGAUGAGCUCGCAGUUGACGCGAAAUAUGUCGAGAGGUUUUUUGGGAAUCUAG